GAAGAGCUCUGCAUACCUUUGUUUACAGUAUUAAUAAGCUUGGCUGGUUAUGGGUGAGCGAACUGGAACUUUUGUGUUCUUGUCCCUGAUCCCAGUUAUGCUUGGCUUAGCCCUGUGUUCCAGCAAUGAACUCUCCUUCAGUAUGAUUGGAUUCAUGUGUGCCUUGACAACUAACCUUUGUGAAUGUGUGCAGAGUGUAGUCUCCAAGUCACUACUCUCUGAUGGUACUUACAGAUACAAUCCAGCAGAACUGCAGUUUUAUCCAAAUCUGGCUGCAGUUAUAUUCCAGCUGCCAACUUGGUACUUCCUUGUGGAUUUCAAGAAGUUGAGUACACAGAUGAAUCAUGACUUAGCAUUUGCUAUUUUCCUUGAUGGGGUAUCAUUCCAUGGUCAAACAAUCACUGCAUAUGUGUUAAUGUCAUAUGUAAACCCUGUCACUUACAGUGUGGCAAAUACAACAAAGAGAGCAUUUUUAAUAUGGCUGUCUGUGCUGUUGUUUGGAAACCCAGUGACACUCUGGAGUGGUGUUGGAACUGGGGUUGUGAUUGCAGGAGUUCUUUUAUAUAGCAAAGCACGAGAAGUGGAUGCAAGGAGGCGAGAGCAGUUCUCCAUUACUCAAGAUAAAUUAUCUGUGAUUAGAUAAAACUUGAACAUUUUAGUGUCAUUACAAAUUUAUAUUUUAUAGGAUUUUAAAAGAUUUGUAAUAUUUGUACUUAAAAACGUAGACGAGGCUGCUUAGGUUUUUAAAAAGAAAUUUUCUGAUAGUAGAAAUGAUAUGUUGGACUUUACUUGCCACAAUAUAGAUAGUAACUUUUAAUUAACACUACUCAUAGGUGCUGUUUCCUCGUAAUGUUCAAGCAGCAUUGUAUAAUUUGAGCUGAAAUAGCUGCUGAUUUAGAAAUAGGAACUAGGCAGGUUCCUAGUACUCUUCAUAUGAAAAUUCAGCAAAUAUUAUUUGUUGGAUGUGUAUAAAUAUACCUGUUUUUAUAAAACAAUAAGUGGUCGGUUUUAUGAUUGAAUAUUGCCUAGCUGUUAUUAUUAGUGAACACUAUUGUAAUUUGUUAAAAUACAUUCUAUAACUGAGAAUAGAAAUAGUCUGGAUUCAUAUGUUUAAAAAAAAUGUUACAAUGAAACACGAAUGAAGAGUGUUAAGUAAUUUUCUAUACAGAAAUGAAUUUUGGGUAGCUUCAUUUCUCCAAGAAUUAUGAUGGAUUUAUCUUAGAUUUUUAUGUGUCAAAUUAUUUUGUUGGCAAGUUUUAAUUAUUUUGCAUUGUAUUUUGUAUCCUGUAGCAAAAAUUUGUAUUCUCUUCAUUGCAACUAGCACUGUAUUUAUUUAUGACAGAAUAUUGUUUGGACUGAUGUAGUUACGACUUUUAAAUAGAAAAGCUGCAGUUGUCCUACAUUCUGAAGGAAGCAAUGCACUGUUUUAAAUAAUUUAAAAUAAACCUGAUUAAAAAGAUAUUCCCUUACACAUUUUUUAUGAAGUUGUUACUUAUACUUGAUUUGUUAACAGUAAAGCUGUCUGUAAUACAGUUGAUUUUAUGUCUUUUUGGUUUGUUAAUCGUAAGGGUGUUUAAAAUGCAAUUUUAUGAUACACUGAAUUUCUGAUUAUAGAAGUUUUCUUUUGAAAGUAUGAAGUGUAACAAAACAUUUUUACUUGUAAGCCUCUGUCAGCAGAAUUCCUAACAGCUGUGAUGCCAAAAAUAAGUGUUGAGAACACUUAAUAUACUUUUAAUGAAAUCUGUGUAAGUUGGAUGCUGUUCUGAAUUCACAAUAUAAUCCCGUGGACCAUGUAAGUACAAUAAAAAAGAUGCUAAUGGUUUUUCUUCUAAGCUGUUUAAUAUUUGAUUUUUAGUUCAGUGAAGAAACGUAAUGGACCAUGUUUAAACAUAUUGGAUAUCAUAGUGUGUUUUGUUUUUUGCAGGUGGUUGGGAUGGUAGAUCGCUACAUAUUCAUUUAAUUUUCUAUGUUUGCACAGUUUUCAUUGAUUUAGUCUAAAGAACAUUCCACUAGACAUUUUUUAAUACUUCUUGUCCUUCUUCAGUUUGAUGAUGUCUUCUUAAAACUGUUUGUUGAAUUUAGUAUUAUUUAAUUUGUAAAUAUGGAUUUUUUUUUAUUUUUAAGCCAUUUUGAUCAUAAUUAGAGGUUCAGUAUUUUAUAGCAAAUGAUUCACAAUUAUAGGUACAUAUACAGUAUAUAUAUAUAUGAAUAAAUUAUACAUACUGAGAAGAAAUAGUUCAGAGAAAAAUGCCUGAAGGAAAACAAAUACUGUACUACCAUAGUUGUAUGUAGACCAGAGCUAUGGAAAAGGGAGUGGUUUAAAAUUAAUUUUUUCACUUGUGCAAAACCAUCACUACAUAAAUCCCAUGAAGUUUGUAUGUUUUUUACAAUGUUUUACAGUGGAAAUCAUAAGAAAAGUACAGGUAAAGUCAAUAAUGGAAGAUUCUGAACCACUGGGUCUUGAUUGUUGCUAACCAUCUUCGAAUUGUUUUGCUAAUUAGACAUCACAGUCUUCCACUGAUCUGCUGAAGAGUUCUUUUACUUUUUGUCUUUUGAUACUCUGAGAACCAGAACUAGGUGUCUUUUCUGAAGAUGAUUUAGAACCAACAGGUCUUAAAGAAUCAGUUAUGUUAUUUUCCGUAUGAGGUGCAACACACUGCCUGCUAUGGUAGAUGGAGUUUUCUCUUCUCUGAUCUAUUUCCUGUAUGGUAUCUGUAUAUAAAACAUAUUUAUAAAUUUUUCUCGCUGAAAAUAUUUUUAAAGUGCAGUAGUGUUUCUCAGGUUAGAUGUAUCUUUCGAAAUACAGGGUUCUCUUUUUGCACUCUGUGGGUGCUUAGCCCUGACAAGAUUAUUAUGACUCAUAUUAAAAUGCCAGUCUCUCUUUCUGUCUCUCUCUCUAAUAGUAUAUCAAGGUUGUCAAUGUUAUUUAUUGAAGAGUAAAGUAGAAUAUGACAAUGAAAUUCCUGUCUUACAGGUUCUCAAAUAAGUUUUGUUGGUGCUGUCAUGGAUUAGUGUAUUCCAUAUUACCAGAAUUAUAUUUUUCUUGGACCUUUUGUCAUAUGUCUUCAAUUAUUAUUUAUGCAAAUGUCAAUGUUUGGUGGAUAAUGAGAUAUAUGGCAAAUUCUGUACUGGAGGCUCAAAUACAGUUCAUAAAAAAAUAAUUCUCAAUACUCUAGGUUCAUACUUAGCUGUAAUAUGGAAAUUGUUUAUACAUUCCAAGUUUGAUAAUGAACAUUAUGGUGAAAGGAGCAAUAAUUAGUCAUUAUUUAUUGUAAUUCCAUGUUUAUUGUAUGCCAAGUUAAUGAAAUAUUUUAGAAUUAUA
Macrobrachium nipponense is the source of this 3322-nucleotide messenger RNA. RefSeq names its product solute carrier family 35 member E2A-like. NCBI's taxonomy places the organism in Eukaryota, Metazoa, Arthropoda, Malacostraca, Decapoda, Palaemonidae. The coding region runs from base 50 to 643 and encodes 197 amino acids. Gene Ontology annotation, molecular function: antiporter activity. The record is from RefSeq and is a predicted model, not a curated record. The transcript is spliced from 4 exons. Gene Ontology annotation, cellular component: Golgi apparatus.